Messenger RNA from Nomascus leucogenys (northern white-cheeked gibbon), 2120 nucleotides. It is a transcript of the gene UBE2F, whose product is annotated as ubiquitin conjugating enzyme E2 F (putative). Gene Ontology annotation, molecular function: NEDD8 transferase activity. The transcript has 10 exons. Gene Ontology annotation, cellular component: nucleus. The record is from RefSeq and is a predicted model, not a curated record. Lineage: Eukaryota; Metazoa; Chordata; Mammalia; Primates; Hylobatidae. Gene Ontology annotation, biological process: protein neddylation. The coding region runs from base 319 to 876 and encodes 185 amino acids.
GGCAGUAAGUGACCGCGGCGGCGGCGGGGGACGGCCCGCGCCGAGCACCUGGUGUGAACCAGGCCCCGGGCCGAGCGUGGCACGGACCUGGCCGCGCUCACGCCCCACUCGCGGGAUCGGCUGCCUGCCUUGUACGGAGGAAGCGGGGCGUCCAGCGCCUGGCCAAGGUCACCGGCUCGACGUGGCCGCAGAAAGCGGGACUGGACUCCCGAUCGCGGCAGGAGUCGCGCUAGGCCGUGAGGAGCGGGGGAGGUGAGGGGAGCGACAGCUCGAGCCCUGUCCUCGUACCUGCAGCGGGAAGAGGUAAAGGCAGCAGUAAUGCUAACGCUAGCAAGUAAACUGAAGCGUGACGAUGGUCUCAAAGGGUCCCGGACAGCAACCACAGCGUCCGACUCGACUCGGAGGGUUUCUGUGAGAGACAAAUUGCUUGUUAAAGAGGUUGCAGAACUUGAAGCUAAUUUACCUUGUACAUGUAAAGUGCAUUUUCCUGAUCCAAACAAGCUUCAUUGUUUUCAGCUAACAGUAACCCCAGAUGAGGGUUACUACCAGGGUGGAAAAUUUCAGUUUGAAACUGAAGUUCCCGAUGCGUACAACAUGGUGCCUCCCAAAGUGAAAUGCCUGACCAAGAUCUGGCACCCCAACAUCACAGAGACAGGGGAAAUAUGUCUGAGUUUACUGAGAGAACAUUCAAUUGAUGGCACUGGCUGGGCUCCCACAAGAACAUUAAAGGAUGUCGUUUGGGGAUUAAACUCUUUGUUUACUGAUCUUUUGAAUUUUGAUGAUCCACUGAAUAUUGAAGCUGCAGAACAUCAUUUGCGGGACAAGGAGGACUUCCGGAAUAAAGUGGAUGACUACAUCAAACGUUAUGCCAGAUGAUAAAAGGGGACGAUUGCAGGCCCAUGGACUGUGUUACAGUUUGUCUCUAACGUGAAACAGCAAGAGGUAGCCCCCUCUCCCAUCCUCAUACUCCCUCUCAGUCCCCUGGAUUGCCCCAGUCCUGUGACCAUGUUGCCCUGAAGAAGACCAUCUUCAUGACUGCUCAUUGUAGAUGGAGAAUUCAACAUAAAUACAGCAAGAAAAUGUGUUUGGGCUUCUGAAGAGUUGUCUGCUUACCUUAACAUGUUUACUUUUUUGAACUUGUACUGUAUAGGCUGUUGGUGAAAUUCUUAAGAAGUUGUAAUGAACUCAAAAUUGAGGCCAGAGCUUGCUUUCCCUUUUCCCAAACAAAAUUGGUUUUCUGCACAAGCGAUGCUAAUGAUGUGUUCAGUGUAACUCGCAGAUUGGCAAUAAGAUACCCGCUACAAACUGUGAUUGGAUGCAAAAUCUCUUAGCUUCUUUCACGAAUGUUGGCCCUGCCUAGAUGUUGUGAAGCUUCCCAGAAUGCAUAGAGUCAUUCACUGUAGAUCUCUUAUUGAAAUGCGUAUUUUAUUUAAUGUAAGUAUAUUUUGGAACAGAUUUGUAAUUUGUACAAUUCAAUGCUUUAAUUAUUUUUUCUAUUCUCAUUUAGUUUGUAUUUUCAUUGUAUAGAGCAGACAGAAAGAUGUUGGGUCAAGCAACUAUUGAAGAGAAAUACAAAGAAAAUAUGAAAGGCACAUUAUUCAUUUUGUCCAAAUGCAGUGAGAAUCUGACUCUUAAAAAUCAGCUGUUGCUUUCAGGUCCAGAUGUGGUGAGAACGUUUUGGAGCCCUUUGAAGCUAGAUUUGGAUGAUCAAAAAAAAAGGCAGGGAGCCCAUUCUAACAUGCUGCCCAGAGGAAACUGGCUGGAGCCUGGACCAGCUGGAGUUGAUGCUUCUGCAGUGGUCAUGUGAUUGUGACCUGGUAGCUACUUAUCAGAGCACCAGACCCUGCUGUCCUGGGAGACAGGAGCAAUGCCUCAGGAAUCAGUCCAAUGUCUGAUGUCACUGAGACUGUGCCUGUGGCCUUCUUCUCAGUUUGCUAUGGCUCCAGGCCCUGCCGGUGGGGUGAGCGGAGGACCAGGAGUCAACAGUGGCAUAGGCCAUCCUUGGCCAGGUUAAUGUUCUGCAGAGGAAGAGCCCUGAAGAGAGGCAAGUGGAUUUACUCCAGCAUGUAGACAUUUGAACCAGUGAAAUCAAACGCAAAAUAAAUGUAUGUCUAGUUUCA